Molecule: messenger RNA, 921 nt
Organism: Neolamprologus brichardi
Lineage: Eukaryota; Metazoa; Chordata; Actinopteri; Cichliformes; Cichlidae
Source: RefSeq, a predicted model, not a curated record
CUUAGUGUAGUGAACUGAUGAAAGCUGUGUCUCAGAUGUUAGUCCACCACAUCAGACGUGACCUCUGCAGCUCUCAGUUGAUGUGCACGUUUGUGUUUCCUCUGCAGGUGAAGGUAGAAAGUGUGUGUGAGCUGAUGUGAAUUCAGCAGCAUGGAUCAGUGUGAGGACAAAGAGGAGGGAGUCGAUCCCUCUAAAACCACUCUGUGUGGGGAACAUGAGAGCCAGACAGACGAGUCGAAGGGCGAUGGUUGUCCUCCUGCAAAGAGGUCAAAGAUGGAGGCGUCAGUUGAGGAACAGCUCCUGAGCAUGCUGGAUGAUUUAAGAAAAAAGGAGCUGAAACGUUUCCACUGGUACCUGCGGAAGGGAGGUGAUUUCACGCCCAUCAAAACCUGCCUCCUGGAGGAAGCAAGCAGAACGAGAACAGUGGAUCUCAUGGUGGAAACAUAUACUACUGACCAUGUGAUGGAGGUGGCGAGGUUGAUUUUAAAGAAGAUUAAAGAAGGAACUCCCUCAGCCCAGGAACCCUCAUCACUUUCAUCAGAAAAGACUCUUCAGAGGUGUCAACUUAAACACAAGUCUAAGCUGAACUAUGAGUUCCAGUGUGUGUUUGAGGGCAUCGCUAAACCAGGAAACCCAACCCUUCUGAAUGAGAUCUACACAGAGCUCUACAUCACAGAGGGGGGGACUGCAGAGGUCAAUGAUGAACAUGAGGUCAGACAGAUUGAAACAGCAUCCAGGAAAACAAAAAAAACAGAAACAACAAUCAGACAAGAAGACAUCUUUAAACUCCCACCUGGAAGAGAUGAACCAAUCAGAACAGUGCUGACAAAGGGAGUGGCUGGCAUUGGGAAAACAAUCUUAACACAGAAAUACACCCUGGACUGGGCUGAAGACAAAGCCAACCAGGACAUCCAGUUCAUA